Messenger RNA from Lolium perenne, 1213 nucleotides. RefSeq lists its product as uncharacterized. The record is from RefSeq and is a predicted model, not a curated record. NCBI's taxonomy places the organism in Eukaryota, Viridiplantae, Streptophyta, Magnoliopsida, Poales, Poaceae.
AUGACGCAGAACACUGCACGAAAGAUGCGGCGGUUAGCCAGCUUGCUAGGUUGCCGGGAAGCCGAAAUCGCUACAUCUUCCUCUUCAGAAGAGCGGGAGAUUCCUGAGGACGAGCUAAUUCUGAGUCAAGCCAUACUUCCAAAGCGUACCUCCAAGCAAGCCGCACGGUCAGCUUACCAGUUGAAGCCAAGGGGCAAGGGUCCAAACCGGUACACUCCGGAAGAUUAUGUCAGCCGAGGAAAGAAGGUUGUCACUGAGGAGGAUGAGGGGCCGCGGCGGAGAUCAGAUAUGUCGAGGAUGAGGAACGACGAGCCGUUCUCUUCAGAGGAGGAGGAGGAUGAGGAGGAGGAGGAGGAGGAGCAGGAGCAGGAGCAGCAGGAGCAGCAGCAGGAGCAGCAGCAGGAGCAGCCACGGCAGCGGACGAAGAGGAUGGCCGUCCGGAAGCAGCCCGCGAGGACGGCACGUCGAGGACGCUACUAGGAUGUGCCCACGAGUUGUUGUGAACUCUAUAUUCAUAAGUAUCGAUUUGUGAACCCUAUGUCAUGUCGAACCAUGGUCUGUAAUGCUACUUGUUGUUUGAAUCUACGUGCUCCAAUGUGACCUAUGAAGUGUUAUAUGUGUAUGUCAUGAAAUUGCUACUUGUUGUGUCCAAUGUUGUACUCGUAACUGUUGGAGUUUGAUAGGAUUUUUCAUGUUUUUAACAAAAGUCAAUGUGUGGCGCCCUUCCAACUGGCGCCACAAGUGCUUGUGUGGCGCCCGUGGCAUCGGCGCCACACAUGCCAACUUAUAUCAACAUUGGGUCGAAAACAUCCAGGGGGCUCCGGACGAUAAGUCCUUAGCCGUUUUCGCGAGCCUCUAUGUGUGGCGCCCGUGGCAUCGGCGCCACAUAUGCUAGUGUGGCGCCAGUGGAGUCGGCGCCACACAUCGAGCCUCGCAAAAUGGCUAAGUCCCAGAGGAAUUGUCUCACAGUAUGCUCGGGGGGAUUACAAGUGCAUGUGUGGCGCCGUUGGGAGGGGCGCCACACAUGCUGCCACGUCGGAUGGGCGCACCAGCUCAGCGGCGAGGGGGCCACGUCGGCUGGGUCAGUGGCGCCGGCAGGUGGGGAGCCACAUGGGCAUGUGUGGCGCCCGUGGAAGGGGCGCCACACAAAAGGGUUAGAUUGGUGAAAUAGUUUCGCCGGAGGGUUAGUCUGUGCUUUUCUUUCAGUUUUGGG